CAUGGUGGCCUCCGUUCAGAGUGGCAAUUCUACAUGAAACCGGCUCCUACACCCAUAAAAAGGAGAUGGAAUAAACUGAGAAUGCGGGACAAAGAGAAGUGUCUGAAGCUUGAAGACGAUUCAGAGGAAAGCGAUGCUGAAUUUGAUGAAGGUUUUAAAAUGCCAGGUUUUCUGUUCAAAAAGCUUUUUAAGUACCAGCAGACAGGUGUUAGGUGGCUGUGGGAAUUGCACUGCCAGCAGGCAGGAGGAAUUCUGGGAGACGAAAUGGGAUUGGGCAAGACCAUCCAGAUAAUUGCCUUCUUGGCAGGUCUGAGCUACAGCAAGAUCAGGACUCGUGGUUCAAAUUACAGGUUCGAGGGCUUGGGUCCAACUGUAAUUGUGUGUCCAACGACAGUGAUGCAUCAGUGGGUGAAGGAGUUUCACACAUGGUGGCCUCCGUUCAGAGUGGCAAUUCUACAUGAAACCGGCUCCUACACCCAUAAAAAGGAGAAAUUAAUUCGAGAUAUUGCUCUUUGUCAUGGAAUUUUGAUCACUUCUUACUCCUACAUUCGACUGAUGCAAGAUGACAUGAGCAGGCAUGACUGGCACUAUGUGAUCUUGGAUGAAGGACACAAAAUUAGAAAUCCCAAUGCUGCCAUCACCCUUGCUUGCAAACAGUUCCGCACCCCUCAUCGCAUCAUCUUGUCUGGCUCACCAAUGCAGAAUAACCUCCGUGAGCUGUGGUCGCUCUUCGACUUUAUCUUCCCAGGAAAGUUGGGCACGUUGCCUGUGUUUAUGGAGCAGUUCUCGGUCCCCAUUACUAUGGGGGGAUAUUCAAAUGCUUCUCCAGUACAGGUUAAAACUGCUUAUAAGUGUGCAUGUGUCUUGCGAGAUACCAUAAAUCCAUACCUGCUGCGCAGAAUGAAGUCAGAUGUCAAAAUGAGCCUUUCUUUGCCUGAUAAAAAUGAACAGGUCUUGUUUUGCCGUCUUACAGAUGAGCAACAUGAAGUCUACCAAAAUUUCAUUGAUUCCAAAGAAGUUUAUGGAAUUCUCAAUGGAGACAUUCAGAUUUUCUCUGGACUUGUAGCCCUAAGAAAAAUCUGCAACCAUCCUGACCUCUUUUCUGGAGGCCCCAAGAAUAUCAAAGGUAUUCCAGAGGAUGAAAUAGAGGAAGAUCAGUUCGGAUACUGGAAACGUUCUGGGAAAAUGAUAGUCGUUGAGUCCUUGUUGAAAAUCUGGCACAAGCAAGGUCAACGAGUAUUGCUCUUUUCCCAGUCAAGACAGAUGUUGGACAUACUUGAAGUAUUCCUUAGAGCCCAAAAGUAUUCCUAUCUCAAGAUGGAUGGUACCACUACAAUAGCCUCAAGACAACCACUGAUUACAAGAUAUAAUGAGGACGCGUCCGUAUUUGUGUUUCUUCUCACCACUCGAGUUGGUGGCAUAGGAGUCAACCUGACAGGGGCCAACAGAGUCAUCAUCUACGACCCUGACUGGAAUCCAAGCACAGACACGCAGGCCCGGGAGCGAGCAUGGCGGAUAGGCCAGAAGAAGCAGGUGACGGUGUACAGGCUUCUGACUGCAGGCACCAUUGAGGAGAAGAUUUACCACCGACAAAUCUUCAAACAGUUUUUGACAAACAGAGUGCUAAAAGAUCCAAAGCAGCGGCGAUUUUUCAAGUCCAAUGAUCUUUAUGAACUGUUUACUCUGACUAGUCCUGAUGCAUCCCAGAGCACUGAAACAAGUGCUAUUUUUGCAGGAACUGGCUCAGAUGUUCAGGCACCCAAACGCCAUUUAAAAAGAAAACUUCAAGCAACCUUUGAAGCAGACCAUAACGUCUCAGUAUGCCAAAAGUUUCCUGAUCCUAGUGUACCUGCAAAUGAUGCCACAUCAUCUGAGGAGAAAUCUACAGGUACCAGAGCUGAAACAAAUGCAGUAACUUCUAAUCAGGGUGAUCCUUUGAAAGACACUCCUCAAACAGCUAGCAGUCUAACUAGCAGUGAUGGACUUGAAGAGAAAAAGGCAGUGUUGGGACUGGAGGAGUCAUCAGUGAUUAGUGGAAGUGGGGAAUGUUCAAAUUCCCCAAGCGUCGGCAGGACUGCUGUUGAGAAAAGCAUUGAUGAGAAGCAGGGUCUUUCUGAUAGAGCAGAAAGCUGCAAGAUUCAAACAGAACAUUUUUCGGAGAAGGAACAAAUGGGAAAUAAUUUUUAUAAGCACAAGUCAAAAACAAAACAUAGUAUGGCAGAAGAAGAGACCCUGAAGAAACCUCUGAGGCCAAAGCAAAAGCCGAAGAAGCAUCGCAGAGAUGCCAAGUUUGAAGGGACUCGGAUUCCACACUUAGUGAAGAAAAGGCAAUACCAGAAGCAAGAGCAUGAAAAUGAGAAAGAGACCAAGGAACGCAGCAAUGAUGAUUACGUUUUGGAAAAGCUUUUCAAAAAAUCAGUUGGUGUGCACAGUGUCAUGAAACACGAUGCAAUCAUGGAUGGGGCCAGUCCUGAUUAUGCACUAGUGGAGGCAGAGGCCAACCGAGUAGCCCAGGAUGCGCUGAAAGCACUGAGGCUCUCUCGGCAGCGGUGUCUGGGAGCUGGCUCUGGUGUUCCCACCUGGACUGGCCACAGAGGGAUUUCUGGUGCCCCAGCGGGAAUCAAGAGAAGAUUUGGUCAGAAGAGGAAUUCCAGUUCCAGCUUCUCUGUGCAGCAUCCUUCUUCAGCGUCUCCAAAGGAGAAGUGCCAGGAUGGCGUCAUGAAGAAGAAUGGGAAAGACAAUGUGUUUGAACAUUUUAGUGGAAAGGGGGAGAAUGCAGAGUCGUCAUCUGGAGCCCUCACUUCAUCCUCCCUGUUGGCUAAAAUGAGAGCUAGAAACCAUCUGAUUUUGCCAGAACGGUUGGAAAGUGAAAAUGAGCACCCUCAAGAGGCUUUGGUCCCGCCGCCGUCCAUGGCCACCACAGAACAUGAUGACCUUCUGGUGGAAAUGAGGAACUUCAUUGCUUUUCAGGCUCAGGUUGACGGCCAGGCCAGCACACAGGAGAUUCUGCAGGAGUUCGAAUCUAAGUUAUCGGCAUCACAGUCUUGUGUCUUUCGAGAACUCUUGAGAAAUCUGUGCACUUUUCAUAGAACUUCUAGUGGUGCAGGAAUUUGGAAACUCAAGCCAGAAUACUGCUAAUCAAUGUGAAUUUUAAAUUGACUUUUUCUGGUGGCAAGUUCUGAUUAUUAAUACUGACUAAUGACUAUAUGUUUACCAACAGAAGUUGGCUGCACUAGGUGUUUACUUUGAAUUAUCUACCUCAUCACUAGACCUUUAAAGAAGAAGAAAUUCUUCUCUAAAACUUAAAAUUUUGAAUAAUUCUAAAUAACUCAUGGAGGAAAUACUUGAGUUUGGUUUUUGUUUUGGUACUUUGAAUUAUGUUAUAAAAUCAGGGACCGAACACUUAAUCCUUUACAUUUGUUUCUUUACCCAAAAGAUGCUGUCAGGGAGCGUAUUACCGGUUGUUUAGAAGUUUGUACAACAAAAGUCUCAAGAAUUCUUUUUACUGGUGCUAAAAAUGAUUUUUAUAUGGAACCAGGCCUGUUCAAUAAGUUCCUCAGUAUCUGAUAAUGGCAUUACUCUUGGUGCAUAGCUUUUACGUGUUUAAGUUUAUCAUUUGCACCCCCCCAAGAUCAAAUUUAUUAUCUUUUAAAUCUUAUAAUUGCUUUCAAAUGAUCUUCCUUUAAGGUACUGUUAGGUUGCCAGGUAUUUCUAUUAGUAAAAUAUGAAAUAGCUUGGUAAGAAGUGGUAAGACUAGUAUUUGCAGGAAGCUGUCGUGGACUCAGUUUACACUGGCUUUACAUUAAGCAAAGGGUGUCUUCUCCCCCACCCCCCCUCUCCUUACAGUGACUGUUUGUCUUAGGAAAAUGAAAUGUGUUAUAUUAAAAAAAAUUCAAGCAGAACCCACAUUAAGUACACAUAAAACAACUAGUGCACACACAUGCACACAAACAUAAGUCCGGACCACAACUGCUGUCAUUACCACAGGGUAACCAGGGUAAUCGCCAGGCCAGCUCAGGUUUACAGGCUGGGAAGUACCUUCGAACAGCUUUUGUUUUGUUCAUUGAAUUGUCUCUGCCAGUGAUGCUGAUGACAUUCUAUUGAGCAUCACUAUUCUCUUUAUGUUUCUGUCCUGUUAUUUUAAUCUCUCUUUUUCCUUUGCAUUCGACUCUCCAUUUUCAGAGGUUUGGCUUUCAGCUCCAUCUGUUUCUGGCUGUUGUUUUUGUAGUUCUAGUUCUCUUAUGUUCUGAUCCUCUGUUUUCUUAGCCUUUCUUGUUUCCUUUUUUUGGGUUAUUUUAUGAUCUAGGCACUCAAGCCUUGUUUUUUCAAAUUCAUUGUAUUCCUUUCAUUUCUUCCGUGGCCUUCACAGUACAAUCUGUUUCUUGCACUUGUUUUCUCCGGCUUGCUCUUUUUCUGCUUUCGUUUUUCUGUUUUAUGCUUGCCUCUUCGCAUGCCGUUUCUUUCCAUCGUGCACAUACAGCAAUUGAGCCUCUGUGUCCGGAUCUGUGUGCUCUUCCCUGUAACACAGAGGCAGGCAGGGGAGCCCCUCUGCUGGGCAGCUCACAGCAAUGGUUGGAGGAUUUGGGUUUUGUUCUCUCCAUCCUAAGAUUUUGUCAAAUGGCUUUGACCAAGAAUCUUGGUCCUGAGGUAUAUGUAGCCAUAAUCAUGAUUCCCGCAAUGUUUUUAUGCUUCUUUGUUGCACUCUGGCUUAUUCACUUUUUCUGUUUUUUUUUUUUUUUUUUUUUUUUUUUUAUUUGAAGAGGAAGAUUAUAUUAUUUUUCCUCAAUCUGCCAUCAUUAUCAAGAAAUCAGGAAUUUCUAAACAGGUCAGUAAAUCCUAAACUUGAGUACUUGGCUAAGAAGGGAGUCAAAAUUCAUGACUUGUGUUUCUGAGAAGAUCCUUUUUUUGUAUUUUUGUAAUCAUUAGCUAAUAAGAAAAUUGCCCACCCCUUGUUCUCAGAUUGAAGUGCUUAUGCAGUUCACGAGUGUGAGGUGUUUGGGUGUCGGGUCUGUAUGUUCUGAAAUCUCAGUGAUACUGAGCUAGAGAGGUGGUAGCCUUCUCAUCAAGUAGAAAGUGCUGUUGAAAGUUGUGAUGCAAGUAAAAGCAAAGUGGGCCUCGCCCUGGUUCUUGUCUCAGCUCGCCCUCUGUCACGCUGUGACCUUGGAAUGGGUCGCAGUGUGGACACCUGUAAAUGCUGUCAUUAUGCCUCCCAGGUGGAAAGACUUAGAGGAAAGUACUCUAAGUGUAAUGGUUUUAACAGUGUAGAGUAACUUAUUCAUUUAGAUAAAGUCUAAUUUUUCUUACUUCAAAAGCUUUGUACAAUGUAGGUAUAGAUUUAAUGUAUUUAACAUAUUAGUAUCAAACUACAAAUAAAGGAUUGUAAAAUUUUGUGAACUUUAAUUCCUUAGUUAAUACAUGAAUAUACUAUCACUAAAAAACAAUCUCAGGCAAUACUCUGCCCAUUACUCUUGCUCCUGUUCCAGAUAUUCUCCCAGGCUAUUUACCAGAAAUUUACAAAUAUAUGCUAUGGAGAGUCUGAUGCUAUAAUACCCAUUUUCCCCUUCUUUACUGAUGAGAUCCCUGAGUUCCAACUGGACAUGUAACUACCUCCUGGCCUUUCUUAUAGGUCAUCGUGGCCCCAUGCUUGAGCAAUGGGAUGUGGGUAGAACUUCCAGAUUGGGCCCUUAAAAAAGGAAUUGGGUGAACACUUCUUAUCAUUGCCCUUUCUUACCAACUGGAAUGUCAGUGGAGUUUAAGCAGUGACAUGGGAUCAACAGGAUGGAGAAGAUGACCUGCAGGUGUUAAACUGCUUUCCUUUUUUUACCUGUUACUUAAGAGUGAAAUAAAUUCCUGCCUUAUUUAAAUCAUUGUCCUUUGGAGACAUUACUAUAGAAGCUAGCUUUGUUUUAUAUCAUACAUAUAUGUGAUUUACAUAAAUGGGAUUAUGUCAUCUUUAUUACCUUGCAACUCUCUUUUCAUUUAACAUCAUAUGUAAGGCAUCUUCAUUCCUGUAAUUACAGCUCUGCCUUUAUGGAAUUGCUGUAUUAAGUUAAAUAGAUUUUUAAUUUUAAUGGAUGUAGUGAAAUUGUUCCCUUCAAUUCACACUCCGUAAGAGGAUCCAUUUCUCCAUACCCUUGCCAACAGCAGGUAGUAUCAACGUUGGAGAUGUUUCUUUGUUUUUAACCAAUUCUGUGGUUGAAAAUAACUUAUUUUAAUUUGAAUUUCCCUGAUUACUUAUAAAACCAUAUUCAUUGGCCAUUAUUAGAUCUUCUACUGUAUGUUGCCUGUUGAUGUCAUUAUUUAUCUGGUUUUACUAUUUAUAUUUUAGGGUCCCUCCCAAAACAAAAAGCCAGUUGCCCUCACUACUGCUGAAUACUGUUAUUCCUUUCUCCACCCAUUUGAAAUGCCAGGUUUUAUCACAUACUAAGGUGUUUAUUUCUGGAUAAUAGAUCUAAAUGCCCAUUCAACUAACUAACCACACUCUUUAUUCCAGUGUCAUUUAACUUUGCAGUAUGUUUUGCUUUAGGUAAGUUCUUCCUUUUUCCCUUCUUCAUUUCCUUCUUCAUUAUUCUUGAGCAUAUUCUGUUCCAGGUGAAUCUUAGAAUCUGUUUAUUGAGUUCCACUAAAUUUGUACAGCUCUUUUGAUUGGAAUAGCAUUAGUAUAUACA
Molecule: messenger RNA, 6668 nt
Organism: Talpa occidentalis (Iberian mole)
Lineage: Eukaryota; Metazoa; Chordata; Mammalia; Eulipotyphla; Talpidae
Product: DNA excision repair protein ERCC-6-like
Exons: 17
Coding region: 34-3138 (1034 amino acids)
Biological process (GO): transcription-coupled nucleotide-excision repair
Cellular component (GO): nucleus
Molecular function (GO): ATP binding; ATP-dependent chromatin remodeler activity
Source: RefSeq, a predicted model, not a curated record